Seminavis robusta is the source of this 822-nucleotide messenger RNA. NCBI's taxonomy places the organism in Eukaryota, Bacillariophyta, Bacillariophyceae, Naviculales, Naviculaceae. The record is from the annotation of a GenBank genome assembly.
AUGAAGCUCGUCUCUGCCCUUUUCAUGACCAUGGUCGCCGUCACGGUUGCACAAGAAGAGGAAUGCCCGGUUGCAACCGUCGCCACUCCCUGCACUGCCGACUACACCCCUGUUCAAUGUGGGCCCAAAAGCUGUGAAUACAGCAAUCUCUGCGGUGCUGAAGCAGCUGGCUUUGCAGAAGCUGACUGCUGUCCCGCUCUAUCGGAUGAAGUGAUGUGCACUAUGGAAUAUGUGCCCGUUCAGUGUGGAGCUAACAAAUGCACAUACUCUAAUCAGUGUGGUGCGACAUCUGCUGGAUUCCAAGAGACUGACUGUUGCCCAGCUCAGAGUGAAGACGUCAUGUGCACUAUGGAAUAUGCACCUGUCCAGUGUGGAGCCAACAAAUGCAUGUACUCCAACCAGUGUGGUGCCGGUGCUGCUGGAUUCCAGGAGACUGAUUGCUGCCCUGCUGCUAGUGAGGAUGUUGUGUGCACUGCUGACUAUAGCCCAGUCCAAUGUGGAGCCAAUCAGUGCAUGUACUCCAACCAGUGUGGUGCUGGUGCCGCUGGAUUCCAAGAGACUGAUUGCUGCCCUGCCCCCAGCCCUGAUGUUGCAUGCACUAUGGACUACCGUCCUGUCUUCUGCGGUGCCAACAACUGCGAGUACUCCAACCAAUGCGUUGGAGAGGCUGCUGGGUUUGCUGCUGAUGACUGUGAAGAGCCAGCACCUCAGCCACUCCAAAAUACCAACGAAGGAGAGUCAAAUGAAGAAUCUUCGUCAUCCAAAAUGGGAGCUGCCUUCGCCAUGGCAUCGGUUGCAGUGUAUACGGCACUUGUAGUGUAA